AUGGCGCACAAACGCGCAUUAGAAGCACUUGACAGAACAUUGAAAGAUCUUCGCAAUGACUCGAGAUGUUUUGGAGGCGCAAUGAUUUUACUGUCUGGCGAUUUUCGCCAAACACUCCCAGUCAUUCCAAAAUCGAUUGCUGCCGACGAAAUAAAUGCUUGCCUUAAAUCAUCAAAUCUUUGGCGCUAUGUGAAGAAACUUCAGCUGGUAACAAACAUGAGAGUUGCAUUGGUAAACGAUACAACUGCUGAAGAGUUCUCCAAGCAAUUGCUGUUAAUCGGUAAUGGCCGUGUAGCUGUUAAAGAAUCGAGCGGAUUAAUUGCAUUUCCUUCAAAUUUUUGCAAUUUCGUCUCAUCAAAAGACGAACUCAUCAAUGAGGUAUUUUCGAACAUCAUUGAUAAUCAUAAAAACAAAAAAUGGUUGAGCGAGCGAGCAAUUUUGGCAGCUAAGAACAAAGAUGUGAAUGACUUAAACUUUGUAAUUCAAAAUGAAAUCGUUGGUACUCUGCAUACAUUCAAAUCUAUUGACUGUGUAACAAACGAAGAAGAAGCUACCAACUAUCCAACUGAAUUUUUGAACUCCUUGGAUGUGCCUGGCUUACCACCGCACAAUUUACAAUUAAAGAUUGGUUCGGUAGUCAUUAUGCUUCGAAAUCUAAACCAACCAAAACUAUGCAAUGGAACGCGAUUAGUGAUAACAAAACUGAUGGCCAAUGUGAUUCACGCAAUGAUACUCAAAGGAAAAUUCAAAAGUUUCUUGAAGCUAAUGGAGGCUAUACCAUUGUUCUUAAGCCCAUAUAUGGUCGAUAUCAUAACAUCAAUGAGUUUAAUAUCAGUUAAAGCAGCUCAGCAACCCGAAAAUGACCAUUCCGCUG
Messenger RNA from Teleopsis dalmanni, 874 nucleotides. RefSeq lists its product as uncharacterized. Gene Ontology annotation, biological process: DNA repair; telomere maintenance. The annotation marks the transcript as partial. Gene Ontology annotation, molecular function: DNA helicase activity. The transcript is spliced from 2 exons. The record is from RefSeq and is a predicted model, not a curated record. NCBI's taxonomy places the organism in Eukaryota, Metazoa, Arthropoda, Insecta, Diptera, Diopsidae.